Molecule: messenger RNA, 3479 nt
Organism: Heterocephalus glaber (naked mole-rat)
Lineage: Eukaryota; Metazoa; Chordata; Mammalia; Rodentia; Bathyergidae
Gene: Nlrp6
Product: NLR family pyrin domain containing 6
Biological process (GO): acute inflammatory response; response to bacterium; regulation of inflammatory response
Cellular component (GO): canonical inflammasome complex; cytoplasm
Molecular function (GO): vasopressin receptor activity; peptide binding
Source: RefSeq, a predicted model, not a curated record
AUGGAUGAGCUGCACCAGGCAUGGGGACUCAGCACCCUGGAGUGGGGCUCAGGACCACGAAGGCAGCUCUCUGAAGAACCCACUGCGCGCGCCCGCAGCUUGGAGCCCCGUGCGGCCGCCGCCCGGGAGCUGCUCUUGGCUGCACUGCAGUACCUAAGCCAAGACCAGGUGAAGCGCUUCCUCCUCAAGCUGCGGGACGCGCGUGGACGGCUGGAGCACGCGGUCGCCGUGGACCUUGCGGACCAGCUGACCCACUUCUACGGGCCAGAGCCCGCGCUGGACGUGACCCGCAGGACCCUGAAGAGGGCUGACGUGCACGACGUGGCGGCUCGGCUCAAGGCGCAACGGCUGCAACGGCUCGGCCCCAGCUCCGCGGCGCUGCUCACCGUGUCGGAGUUUCAGAAGAAAUACCGCGAGCGCGUGCUGCAGCAGCACGCCGAGGUGAAGGAGCGCUUCACCAAGCUGCUCAUCGCGCCCGAGAGCGCGGCCCCCGGGGAGAAGGAGGUGGCGCUGGGGCCUGCGGAGAAGCCCAAGCCGGGGCGUGCGUGGCGCUCGGACACACGCACCUUCAGCCGGCUGCUCAGCAGCGACGCCGAGGGCCCUCGGCCGCCGACAGUGCUGCUGCAGGGCCCGGCGGGCAUCGGCAAGACCAUGGCGGCCAAAAAGAUCCUGUACGACUGGGCAGCGGAGAAGCUGUACCGCGGCCAGGUAGACUUCGCCUUCUUCCUGCAGUGCCGCGAGCUGCUGGAGUGGCCCGGCGCGCGCAGCCUGGCCGACCUCAUCCUGGACCAGUGCCCGGACCGCGGGGCGCCGUUGUCGCGGAUGCUGGCUCAGCCGCAGCGGUUGCUCUUCAUCCUGGACGGCGCGCUCGAGGCCGCGCCCUGCACGGAUUCCUUCGAGGCUGCUAGCGGUGCGCGGGUGCUGGGCGGGCUGCUGCGCAAGGCGCUGCUGCCCUCAGCCCGCCUGCUGGUGACCACGCGCGCCACCGCCUCCGGAAAGCUGCAUUUCGGCCUGUGCGCGCCGAAGUGCGGCUUUUCCGCCAGAGACAAGAAGAAAUACUUCCACAAGUUCUUCCGGGAGGAGCGCAGGGCCGAGCGUGCCUACCGCUUCGUAAAGGAGAACGAGACGCUGUUCGCCCUGUGCUUCGUGCCAGCCGUUUGCUGGAUCGUGUGCACCGUACUGCGCCGGCAGCUGGAGCUGGGCCAAGACCUGUCACGCACCUCCAAGACCACCACGUCUGUGUACCUGGUCUUCCUCGCCAGCGCGCUGAGCUCCGUGGGCGCCGAGGGGCCCGGUGUGCGGGCGAAGCUGCCCAAGCUACGCCGCCUGGCCCGGGAAGGCGUCCUGGGGCACAAGGCGCAGUUUUCCGAAGGGGAUCUGGAGCGCCUGGAGCUUCGGGGCUCCGUCGUCCAGCACUUUCUUAUCAAGAAGGAGCUGCCGAGCGUGCUGGAGACUGAGGUGAUCUACCAGUUCAUCAACCAGAGCUUCCAGGAGUUCUUUGCCGCGCUGUCCUACCUGCUGGAGGACGUGGGGGCACCCGGGGUCUCCACAGGCGGCCUGGAGACGCUGCUGUGCCUGGGCUCCGAGGGGCGCAGCCACCUCAUGCUCACCACACGCUUCUUCUUUGGGCUUCUGAACAUGGAGCGUGUGCAGGACGUCGAGCGCCACUUCGGCUGCGUGGUCCCAGCCCAUGUGAAGCAGGAUGCCCUACGAUGGGUGCAGGGGCAGAGCCACCUCAGGGUGGCGUCAGAGGGAACAGACGGGACCAAAGGGCUCAAAGACACGGAGGAGCCAGAGGAGAAGGAAGAAGAGGAAGAGCCCAACUUCCCUCUGGAGCUGCUGUACUGUUUGUACGAGACCCAGGAUGAGGCUUUUAUGUACCAGGCCCUGAGCAGUCUCCCUGAGCUAAUGCUGGAGCGUGUGUGCUUUCAUCGCAUGGACCUGGAUGUCCUGAGCUACUGCAUGCGGUGCUGUCCCGCUGGACAGGUGCUGUGGCUGGUCAGCUGCAGCCUGAUGGCUGGACAGGAAAAGAAAAGGAAGAGGAGCCUGGUGAAACGGCUCAAGGGUUCUCAAGCUGCCAUGAAGCAGCUCCGGGUCUCCCCAUUGCAUCCACUCUGGGCCAUGACUGACCUUCGGUGUGGCCUGAGCAGCCUGACGAUGUCCCGCUGCAAACUCCCUGACAGGAUCUACCGAGACCUCUCUAUGGCCCUGAGGGCAGCCCCUGCCCUGACCGAGCUGGGCCUCCUCCACUGCAGGCUCAGAGAAGCUGGUCUGCGUGUGCUGAAUGAGGGCCUGGCCUGGCCCCAGUGCCGGGUACAGACACUCAGGGUGCUGCUGCUGAAGCCUCUGGAAGCCUUCCAGUGUCUGGUAGCCCUGCCCUGGCAGAGCCCUACCCUCACCACCCCGGACCUCAGCGGCUGUUACCUGCCUGACCCCAUGGUGACCUACUUGUGUGCAGCCCGGCAGCACCCAGGAUGCAGCCUGCAAACCCUCAGUCUGGCCCCUGUGGAGCUGAGUGAGCCAUCGGUGCAGGAGCUGCGGGCCAUGAAGAUACCAAAGCCCAGGCUGGCCAGCAUCCGCCUUGGUCCUCCCGAGGGAGUCGUCAGUGCCCUCUGAGGCCCAGAGCAUGAAGCAGACGGAGGACUCGCAGGUCAGAGCCCGGAAGAAGUCCUUCCUGCUGGAAGGGCAGGAGGUGGAUGCAGAGUAGAGACCCCCCGGGGUGGGAACCUUGAUGGCCCUGACACACUGACAAUGAAUUGUCCAGUAGAUUCUUUUUCAUUGGCUUCUGUUGCAUUGGCGAAGCAUCCCAGCAGGUACUGACUGUCUUUCACCAACCCACCUGUGCAGGACACAGCUCAGUCCAUGGGCACCACUGGGGAAGCAGGCUCAGCAGCUGGCCUGACUGCAGAAAGCAAGAAGCACCCCAGAAGCCCCAGUCUCCUCUGCCGGGCUCUUUGGGCUCUUUCCAUUUUCGGGCUCCAGACUGGGUGGAGAGUACCCUGGAGUGGACCUCUCACUCCCCAGGGGAAAUUCCCUCCAUUACCACUUUGUAAAUCCAGUCUUUUAUUCCCAAAACAGAAAAAACCCUGCCCUCUUAAGGCAGCAUUCUAGAUAGAAGACAGAUAAUAAACAUGCAGGCAACAUGCAAACAGCACAGUAAGUACACAUGAUAGAAAAUACAGUAGAUACUGUACAUGUGAUACAUAAAUACACAACACAGUAAAUAUAGGAUACUUUUUUUUUUAACAGUACUUGGGAUCGAACUCAGGGCCUUCACACUGAACUAAGUCCCUAGCUCACUUUUAUUUUACUUUUUUAAUUUUCAAACAGGCUCUCACUAAGUCCCUAAAGUGGCUCAAACUUGCACACUUCCUAGAGUACUGGGAUUACAGGCGGGCACCACUAUGGUGGCACUUUUUUUUUUUAAUCCAGACAAGAUUUGUCCAUGUUGCAAAAACGCUGGCCUCAAACUUAUGACC